Molecule: messenger RNA, 453 nt
Organism: Paramecium pentaurelia
Lineage: Eukaryota; Ciliophora; Oligohymenophorea; Peniculida; Parameciidae
Source: the annotation of a GenBank genome assembly
AUGAUUAAUAAAAUUUAAGAGAGUUACUUUUAGACACUUUUAGAAGAAGAGCCUUCUAUCUAAAAAGUCAAAUCUAUAUAAAUGUAGGUCAACAAAUAUAGAAUUUAAAGCAAAACUAAUAAAUUUGAAUCAGAAAGUUUUGAUAGUAGUAAGAGUGUUUUCAAUUCUGAUUAUGAUCCAAAGCCUAUCUUUGAAACAUAAUCUCGUUACAGCAUAGCUAAUUCAAUCUAUAAGAAAAAUAAGAUGAUGUAGAAAUUAUACAAUUCUCAAAAUGUCAAUUAAAAAUUAGCUUAACGACAAAGAAUUUAGUCUUUUCGAUUAGAUGAAGAUAUCUACAGUUUUGAAGAAGAAGAAAGUCUUCCUGAAAAUUUGAUGGAUGUCAAUCUCUACUUCAGAUAAGAUGCUAUUGUUUCUGUCUAAAAAAUUCUUUAAACCUAAAGAAAACUAUCAUGA